AUGUCCCGUAUUGAUUUACAACCACCUCCAUAUGCAGAUACAAUUUUAUUAAUAAAACAUUUUCCUUCAAUAUUUAAUGAUAGUGAUCGUUGUGAAUUUGUUCAACAUUUUGGUGCUAAACGUAUUCGAAGUUUUCAUGAUAAUACAACAUCAAUUCUAAACGAACGUUUAAAAAAUUUGAUUAUUGCUGAUUUUGGUACAUCGGUACAAGCUCGUCAAGCAUUAUAUCGUUUACAUCAAUUAGAAAUAUUAAAUAAACGAUUGGUUGUCGAAUAUGCACGAUUAGAUUUAGUUCAAGAAGCAUUUGCUCAACAAGAUCAAGAAAAACUUAAAAAAUUAUUAGCAAAAUUAAGUGGAAGAAAAGAUGAUGAAAAUGAAUUAUUUGAACAACAAUUACAUGGUCUAUCAGCACCAAAUGAUGUCAUGUAUCCCAUUCGUUCAAAUCUAAAAUAUCGUUAUCCACAAAUUAAUGAUCAAAUUUUACAAAAUAUAUCGAAUGCAUUAUUAGCUGUACCACCAUUUUAUACACAAGUUAUACAUCUGAUGAAUAAAAUGAGUUUACCUUGUCCGUUUGGCGGUAAAGUAUUUAUCGAACAAAAUCGAUGUCCAACUCCUCGUCGUCCUGGUGAAACGGUUAGUCAAGCAUGUCAAGCUGAUUAUACUGAACUUCAAAAAGAGUUUUUAACUAACAGUGAGAAUCAAACUAAUGUCGAUAUGGAAACAGACACUGAUGAAAGUGAAUUGGGCGAUGAUCAAGAUCUCGAAACAAAUUUAAAACAUAAUCGUUUACAACGAAAAGCGAAUUUAAAUAUUCAAAAACAAAGGUUAAAAUCUUAUCGUCAAUCGAAUAUAAUAAAUAAAGAGAAAAGUAAUCAAAUUCACCUUGAGAAUGUAUUUGAUGAUUUAUCAAAUAUAAAACAACAAACAACACCAAUUGAUAUUAAAUUACCAACAAAUGUUGAAUUAACAACAAUUACAAAAAAAUUUGAUCAAUCAUCGACUAAUAAUUUCACUGGCUUUGGUCGCAUUGAUUCAAUUGUAAAAUCUUCACUUGAUAACACUAUGAUUGAAAACAACAAUGAUGGUGAACAGUUGACAUCAUAUAUUACAUUAUCAGAACUCGAAAAAAAUCGUUUACCAACAUCUGAAUUACAAAAAUUACCUGCCUAUAAAAAUUAUGAACGUGGUGAUGUUUCAUAUCGUUUAUAUCUAAAAAAUAUUUCAAAAUUUGUUGAUGAGAAUGAUUUAAAAUAUGUAUAUGGUCGAUAUAUUGAUUUUUCAAAUAUACAACAUCAAAAUACAUUCGAUAUUCGAUUGAUGAAAGAAGGAAAAAUGAAAGGACAGGCAUUUAUUACUAUGCCAAGUGAACAAUUAGCAGUAAAAGCUCUACAAGAUACAAAUGGAUAUAUUUUAAAAGAUAAACCAUUAAUCGUACAAUUUGCGCGAACACAAAAAGCAAAACUUGAUAAAAAUACCAUUUCUGAAUAA
Didymodactylos carnosus is the source of this 1488-nucleotide messenger RNA. The record is from the annotation of a GenBank genome assembly. Lineage: Eukaryota; Metazoa; Rotifera; Eurotatoria; Philodinida; Philodinidae.